Molecule: messenger RNA, 1551 nt
Organism: Adineta steineri
Lineage: Eukaryota; Metazoa; Rotifera; Eurotatoria; Adinetida; Adinetidae
Source: the annotation of a GenBank genome assembly
AUGAUUCGUAACUUUUUAUGUCUUAAACAAAAACGAACUUUAUUUCUUCUGAUUAUUAGUUUAAUUAUAUUUUUCUUCUAUUAUAAUAUUCAUCUUAAAUCACAACAACAACAACUUUUUAUACCUCGCCUUCGUAUUAAUCAUGAAAAACUAUUAAAUCAAAAUUUAACAUUUAAAAAAGUAUCGAUUGCUUAUUAUACAACAUCGUAUCUUAUACGGACUGAUUCUCAUACAAAAAUUUUUAAUAAAAAUCUAGAAGAAAUAUGUGAAAUACUUGAUCCUGAAGAUUAUCCAUUAGCUGAUAGUGUUUUUGUUAAUAUUGUUGAUUUUACUCGAUUUCCAAAAUCAUAUCGACAUUUACAUCAAUCACAAUUAUGGAUAUUUCAUUCAGAAGAAUCUCCAAGAAAUUCUUAUAGAACUGUAAAUAUGAAGAAUAUAGUAGAACUUGAUGAUUGGUUUAAUUUAACAUCAACAUUUCGUCCAGAAUCAGAUUUUCAUAUAAAAUAUCGAGGUUAUCGUAUCAAACCAAACAUCGGAAAACUUCUCCAAGUUAAACUUAAUAUAAAUCUCAAUCAAACAAUUUAUUCAACAUCAGAUAUUUUUCACAAUACAUCUUCCAUCUAUCUAAAUACUUUAUCAUCUAUACUUCAUAGAGAAUUAUUGAAUCGACAAAAUGUUCUAUUAAAUAUUUGUCCUUAUACUUGUAAUCAACCGUUACCAUCUCAUGCAAUUCAAGCUCUUCAACCUUAUUUAAAUGAAAUUAAACCGAAAGUUUUAAAUCGAAAUAUUGUUUAUAUUGCUUGGUUUGUUUCCAAUUGUGAUACACAUUCACGUCGAGAAGAUUAUGUAAAUAAAUUACGUUCACAAAAAGGUAUUCAUAUUGAUAUAUAUGGUAAUUGUAAAUCAAUGUAUCAUUCACAUAUUAUACCAAUUCAAUGUCAGAAAGGUACACCAAAUUGUACAGAAAAAACGAUAUCAAACUAUCGAUUUUAUUUAUCAUUUGAAAAUUCGAAAUGUGAUACAUAUAUUACGGAAAAAUAUUGGAUACAAGGUACAAAUGGUUAUGCUAUACCAAUUGUUUUAGGUGCUAAAAAAGAACAAUAUGAACGUAUAGUAGUACCAAAUUCAUAUAUACAUGUUGAUGAUUUUUUAACAGUUGAAGAUCUUGCUAAUGAACUUCAUCGUUUAAAUCAAAAUGAUACUGAAUUUAUGAAAUAUCUUCAAUGGACACAACUCUAUGAUGUAUCAGUUGAUUAUUCUCCUGCAUCAAUUAUUGAUAUGCAUUCAACACUUUGUUUUCUUGGACAUUAUCAAUAUUUACAUUCGAUGAAAGAAGAAAAUCAACAGAUAACAUAUGGAAUGAAAACUAUUCGAAAUAUAUUUCAUAUGACCAAUAUGCAUUUAUCAAAUUUUAAUUGGACAACAGCAAAAACCAAUUUAAUACGUAUUAGUCAAUUUUAUAAUCCGACUGUUAAUUGUUGGGAUAUGGAUUACCCAUCGAUAUUAAAACAGAUUUAUAAUCAUUUAUUUACUUGGUGGAAACUGUUUUGA